Molecule: messenger RNA, 1834 nt
Organism: Triticum aestivum (bread wheat)
Lineage: Eukaryota; Viridiplantae; Streptophyta; Magnoliopsida; Poales; Poaceae
Exons: 3
Coding region: 195-572 (125 amino acids)
Source: RefSeq, a predicted model, not a curated record
AGUGUAUGUAGUGCGCAUGACGCAUCCUAGAUUAUAGGAUCUGAACCAACUUCCUCGGGCCUGCGUGCCCACUUCAUGGAGUAUAUCUGUAUGACUGAUGUAUGUGGAAUCAAUCAAUCAAGAGAGCAAGUUUACUCUCCAACUCAGCCCUCACCAAUUCUUGAUCCCCGAUCUGGAAUCCGCCGCCGUCGUCAAUGGAGGGAGAAGAUAGCUUCGUACUUCCGGCCGACUGGGACAUCCCCGAAGCUGAAUGGGCCUUGAUGUCUGAGUCUACCAAACGUCAGAUCAAAGAGAACUUCGCUCUAGAAGAGGAAUACCGUCUCCGCUUCCGCAGCGCCGGCGUCGUCGUCGGCGGCGGCGGCAGCGGCAAUCCCAAUACUAAUUUCAAGAGCCCCGUCGAGUCGCACAGUGCCGCGACGGUGCAGGUGCAUUCUUCUGCUGGUGCCAGCAAGUGCAAAAAGAGCCACGGCCGCAGCGACGCUGACAAGGAGGAGGCCAAGAGGCAACGUAUGGGUGUUGAACUGAGCGGAAUCGAGAUGCAGUCGGGCGUCAGCCUCCCUCAGUUAUCCUAAAACUUGUAGAAAGCUAUGAAAAUGAUGGGCAUAUGCAGGAAUAUAUGUUGUACGACUCCAGUUUCCCCCACUUUAGUUUCAUAAUACGCCAAUUUGUGUUUAACCUGUCAAAUCUUCAGAGGCUCGUUGAUAGUCCUUAUUCUUGAAGAUUUUGUUUCUAUGAUAAUAUAAAGGCAGGAUAACUUUGGCCGAUGUUGAAAUUAGAAAGAGUAAAUCUUGAUCUGAACUGUUUAAUUUAUAUGCCUUCAACCAUGAAGUUUCUCCUUCCUAAAAUGUAAAACCUGUUGCUAAUCACACCCCCAAGUUGUAGCCACUUAUUUGGGACUCUUAGACGCUCUGUAUAUAUCUAUAAUACCUAAAUAGUUCAUCCCCACUAUCCUAUUUCUCCUUACAUGCAGCUUAUCCACGUCAUUAGUUGUGCCACAUCAGCAUUUUUCUUCCAAUCAUCAUCUAUCUAUAUGGCCACGUUGUAGGUUGUAUUAUCUGACUUAAAUAACCAGCCAAAGCCCAGCCAUACUUAAGACGGAUCAGCUGUAAAUGACCCACCAAAGACGCCUCUCCUUGAAUGUGGCGCUGCGGCCGUAUCGUCUUCAUCAGCACCAAAUCUCUUUCUAUUAAUCUGCACGCCGGCACCCCGCCUUCUCUGACUAAUGGUCUCCUCCACCAACCCACAUUCCUUCGAUCUCGACAGCAAGCUCUGUGUGAAGGAGCAGGCCACCGUAUGUCUGGCCAUGCCCGGAUCGUGGAGCCGUCGAGGUUGAGCGUCUGAGAAGCAGUACCGCGGGGUCGCGGACGAGGGAGCAUCCAGCGGAGGAUGAGGCAUCCAGUGGCGGCAUCGGUGCGAAGGUCCGUUAGCCAGUACCGGCGCUACGGAUUAGAUCGAUAGAUUUCUCUUGACUCGUGCGCUCGGUGAAGCGCCCUCCUCUCAUAUUGGCCUGGGCCAUAUUCUUUGUAUGUUUCUCUUCUCUUAAAAUCAGACCUGACAGGUUGGAGCUCGACCGCCAUGGUGAUUUGGAGGCUCGAACUCGACCCUAAGGCUGAGGGCUGGCGGGGGAGUACUCUGUUUCCGCCAACCGGGUCACCUGCUAACCCCUGUGGUAGAUCCACCACUACCUCCGAUGGCACCGCCGCCACCGUGUAAUUGUGUGUUUCCAUCGUAUGCCUUCUGAUUGCGAGCUUCCUCAUAGAGUAAUUGAACGAGGAGCGAAGAAAUUGCUCUCCCCGUGUUCUUCAACGGCCAUAUCGAAGCCAGAGGACGAAAG